AAGUGCGAUGGCCUAAGGCCGGCAUGUUCCAGCUGUAUGAUGCGCCGACAAUCCUGUGUUUAUACGGCGGAACCUGAUGCACCGCCCAUCGUCUCCUUGAAGCGCAAGUUUGAGGCACUGCAGAAGCGACAUGACGAAGUCUCUCGAUUAUUGGAUCGACUGAAAUCGGGUUCGCCGGCCGAUGCGCAUGAGCUUCUCGAGAGUCUUCGACGA
This is a messenger RNA of Aureobasidium namibiae CBS 147.97, 213 nucleotides long. RefSeq lists its product as uncharacterized. NCBI's taxonomy places the organism in Eukaryota, Fungi, Ascomycota, Dothideomycetes, Dothideales, Saccotheciaceae. The record is from RefSeq and is a predicted model, not a curated record. Gene Ontology annotation, biological process: regulation of DNA-templated transcription. The transcript has a single exon. Gene Ontology annotation, molecular function: DNA-binding transcription factor activity, RNA polymerase II-specific; zinc ion binding. The annotation marks the transcript as partial.